Messenger RNA from Anopheles aquasalis, 1116 nucleotides. It is a transcript of the gene slv, whose product is annotated as sugar transporter SWEET1. Lineage: Eukaryota; Metazoa; Arthropoda; Insecta; Diptera; Culicidae. The record is from RefSeq and is a predicted model, not a curated record. Gene Ontology annotation, molecular function: sugar transmembrane transporter activity. Gene Ontology annotation, cellular component: membrane. Gene Ontology annotation, biological process: carbohydrate transport.
UUUCUAGGCAAAGUAGAUAUCCUUUUAAAGUAUCUCUAUACUUUGGAAACUAUUUAAAAUUAAGCAACAAACGGCCAAACUCGUCAUUCAAAAUUUGGUCGGGAAGUAAGUUCGAAUUCACUGUACGCAUGAUGUGGACGAGGCCUACCGCGCGGGCAAAAAAAAAAUAAACAAAUUGUCGUCGCAGCUGGAAUUACGGGGGAAAUUUUGUCCCAAGGCCAGUGGAUUGCGUGUUUUUAAGUAUUAAUUCCGUCGGAUGGAGUUUAGAGACCUCGGAUGCAACGCGACGCUAUGAUCUGCUGCCUACGGAUCACAUCAUGGAAGCGGUUCUCUCCAAAAACACCCUAGCCUCGCUGUCGACGGUGGCCACGGUUUUACAAUUUCUGACUGGCUCGAUCAUCUGCCGGAGAUAUUUUAAGAAGAAAUCAACGGGAGACACAUCGGCCGUUCCCUUCAUAUCUGGAUUCUUAUCCUGCUUUAUGUGGCUAAAGUAUGGAGUUUUGACCGAGGAGAGCACGCUUAUACUCGUUAACUUUAUCGGUUCGGCGCUGUUCCUUACGUACACCGUGAUAUUCUUCCUGUUUUGCGUCAACAAGCGGGAGGUGGUGCGGCAGAUUAUGGUCGUUUCCUGCAUUAUACUGAGUGCCACGGUGUACACUACCUUUUCCACCGAUACGGAAAGAUCGGUGCGGGUUAUAGGACUACUUUGCUGCUUUUUGGCGGUAAUUUUUUUCGCAUCUCCGUUGUCCACGUUGGCACACGUUAUCCGGACGCAAAACACCGACAGUCUUCCUUUUCCGAUCAUCGUGGCGUCAUUUUUUGUGUGCCUCCUGUGGACUGCGUAUGGUGUACUUAUCAACGAUCUUUACGUUCAGAUUCCAAACCUUUUGGGUGGUGUGCUGGCAGGCAUUCAGCUGAUGCUGUACGUGAUUUACCCGAAAUCGAAAACUUCCCAUGGCCCCCGCUACUCUCCGUUGGUAUCGGAAAAUCCUGUUUUGUAGUAUUACAUGGGACAAACGGGUAGGACGACUAUUGGCCAGUUGUGAUUGUGUAAUCAUUAGCAUUAUCGAAACGCAAAGGCGUUGUUGUUAAUAAACUCUACUCGUAGAUCGAGCA